GCUACAUUGUAACCCUUGUAGCCCCACCCCAGCCUCCCAGCCUGGUUAUCUGAUUGGCCCCCCAGGAGCUUCCCCUGGAGGCCGAGGAGAGGACUUGGUCACGAGCGCCUAAGUUUUUCGCGGAGGAGGAGGAGGGAAGUUGUUGAGCGUGGUGGCCGAAGCAGGCUGUAACUGCAGCAGCCGGUCUGAAACCAGCCCUCUCCCCCGUGAAGGAGCCCGACUGGCCCCUGGGGCUUGGCCAUGCAGGGUCAUCAGCACCCAGAGGAGGGAGAGGAGAAGGAGGAGCCUGGCCCUGAAAACGCCUUUGAGAAGAGCCCCUUCCAGCUGACAGCAGAGGAUGUCUAUGACAUUUCCUACGUGGUGGGCAGGGAGAUCCUGAAAAUAAGCAGCGAGCCCCAGGGGGAGGCGCCCACCAGGGUCGCCCAGUUGCAGUUCAAGAUAGUGAGGAUUCUGGAAAUGCUGGAGGCUUUGGUGAAUGAGAGUAACCUGACAGUGGAGGAGCUGAAGCUGGAGAGAGACCAUCUCAAAAAGGAGGUGGAGGGACUCAGAACGGAGGGUCCUCCAGGGAAUGCAGAGCAGCUGAGCCUUGGACCAGACAAAAUGAUAAUAGAUCUCACAGAUCCAAAUCGUCCACGGUUCACAUUGCAGGAGUUGAGAGAUGUGCUGCAGGAACGUAACCAGCUGAAAGCACAACUUCUUAUUGCACAAGAGGAGCUACAGUGCUAUAAGAGUGGCAUUUCACAGAGGGAGGACCAGGCUGGGCCAAUGGAAAAGGAAUCCACUGUCUGCAGGCAUUCUGGCUCAAGCAAGUCUAAUGAAGAGAAAACAAUCAUAAAGCGUCUGUUCUCUUUUAAAUCCGGAAAACAAAUAUGACUGAGAAUUUAGCCACUUCUGUUCAGAAAGUUGGAGCAUAUAAAGCCCUUGAAAAGGAAUUAAGAGAAGCAGCAUUUGAAGGAAAAGCAUCAGUUUCACUGUGGAGAACAGGCCACAUCUCAAGAACAACAUGUAUUUGUAUACUUCUUUCAGAUUUUGCUUUUUAAAAUAACAUUUCUUACAAUGUUUGUAUUAAGGAGUAAGUGUUUAAUUUCUUGUCUUGUAAAAAAUGGCAGAUUUCUUCUAGACAUUUCCAGGCAGAUGGAGUAUGGAAUAAACCUUUUCUAUAUAGCUCUUUUCAGUCUUUCAAAGAACCAUAUCAAAAUGUAGCCUACAGAAGAAAGAAUAUUAAUUUUUCCACUCACAUCUUGCUGUCUGGGUUAGGGGGUUUUCAAAGGCUAGAAUGAUCUUGCUGAUAUUUUGCUAUAGUUUCACUGUCUGCAACCGUAUUCAUAAAACUAAUUACCAAGACUGAAAAAUACGUUUACAUUUAAAUUCAGCGUGUGUUUCGUCAGUGAUUGACACCAGAAAUGUCCAUAUCUUAAAGCAUCCCAGAAGCUGAAGCAAACUGGAAGUUGCCCAGAUGGUGGUGGUCUUGUGGUUUGUAUUAAAUUAGUCUGAUGUCCUCUG
Messenger RNA from Dermochelys coriacea (leatherback sea turtle), 1503 nucleotides. It is a transcript of the gene RILPL2, whose product is annotated as Rab interacting lysosomal protein like 2. Gene Ontology annotation, biological process: cilium assembly. The record is from RefSeq and is a predicted model, not a curated record. NCBI's taxonomy places the organism in Eukaryota, Metazoa, Chordata, Testudines, Dermochelyidae. Gene Ontology annotation, cellular component: ciliary basal body; cytoplasm. Gene Ontology annotation, molecular function: protein dimerization activity. The transcript is spliced from 4 exons. The coding region runs from base 241 to 873 and encodes 210 amino acids.